This is a messenger RNA of Marmota monax (woodchuck), 3979 nucleotides long. RefSeq names its product MAP/microtubule affinity-regulating kinase 3-like. The record is from RefSeq and is a predicted model, not a curated record. Lineage: Eukaryota; Metazoa; Chordata; Mammalia; Rodentia; Sciuridae. Gene Ontology annotation, biological process: protein phosphorylation; microtubule cytoskeleton organization; intracellular signal transduction. Gene Ontology annotation, molecular function: ATP binding; protein serine/threonine kinase activity; tau-protein kinase activity. Gene Ontology annotation, cellular component: cytoplasm.
AUGGCUAAAGAAGGUACAUUCUUUACUGGGCCAGUCCCUAACUAUACUGGAGUUGGUUGCUUGAGGACAGGAACCAGUGAAUCAACAGACCAGGUAGCCACGCCCCCAGGAGCUUGUGAAAAAGGCCUCGGCUGUCAGCGCUGUGGUCGCCAAUUUCACUGUGGAGGGAUCCAUCCCCCGAACUCUGAUGACAUCAGUUCUCUGCCAGGGUGGACCCUGGUUUCCUUGCCAGGGUGUCCGAUGGGAAGAAGCGAGUUUUUGAACUGGGCACGGUAUUUGUUGGUAAAAGGCAGUUGUGGCUGUUUUUUCCCCAACCCAUCUCCAACUCUCUCCUUGUUUUCCCCCAACCCCUGUCCUUGCCUAGCCCUAACCUAUCCUAAACUUUCCAGGGACAUCCAGACCCAUCGAUCAUCAACUUGGGUCAAACCAUGCACCCCCUCGCAUGGAUCUAGACGGGCAGAAGACACCUCCCAGACCGGGCACUCUGGAGCACAGCGCCCAAAAUCCACAGCUUCCUCUGCAGGUAAACCACCUCGCAUUGGAGAUUAUACAGUAGUGAAAACCCUUGGCAAGGGGACCUUCGCCAAAGUCAUGCUGGCCCGUCACGUCAUCACAGGUAAAGAAGUGGCAAUCAAGAUCAUCGAUAAGAGACAUCUGAAGCCACAAGUCCUCCAAAAGAUGUACAGAGAGGUGAGAAUCCUCAAGAUGUUAGACCACCCACACAUCCUGAAGCUCUAUGAAGCUCUGGACUGCGAAAAAGCACUCUGUUUGGUCCUGGAGUACGCCAGUGGAGGGGGAGUUUUGGACUAUCUGGCCAACAAAGGAAGGCUGCAGGAAGAGGAGGCAAGAUCUAUAUUCCGGCAGGUCGUGUCUGCAGUCCAAUAUUGUCACCAAAAGCAGGUCGCCCACCGAGACCUGAAGGCGGACAAUCUGUUAUUAGACUCACAGAUGAAGAUCAAGGUAGCCGAUUUUGGACUCAGCAACGUGUUUACACUUGGGUGUAAACUCGACACGUUUUGCGGCAGUCCACCCUACGCAGCUCCAGAGCUCUUCCAGCGCAUAGAGUAUGAUGGUCCCGAAGUGGAUGUGUGGAGUCUUGGCGUGGUUCUGUACACCCUAGUCACCGGGUCGCUUCCUUUUGUUGGGGACAAUGUGAAAGAAAUUAGAGACAGAGUGCUACAAGGUAGAUACCAAAUCCCUCUGUACAUGUCAACAGAAUGUGAAAAUCUGCUGAAACGCUUGCUGGUGCUCAAUCCAACUAAGCGCAGCACCCUGGCCGAAAUUAUGGGAGACAGGUGGAUCAACAGAGGCCUUGAUGUCCUCCAACCUCUUGUUGGUCCAGAGGUGGCCAUCUCCCACAGAAACAUCUCAUUGGCUAAGCUGCUGCCAAGCAGGGUCCUCAGAAAGAGCACCAGCUGGCCUCCUCACCGCAAAGUGCAGCGAAGCGUUUCCACUCAGAAGCAGACACAGUCCCUGGACCAUGCUGGAACUGGGCCAUAUCUGACCAGCACUGCCCAGAGUCACCUCAGAGAACAUCAAAUGGCCUCCCAGAAAUCCGGUGGCAGUGCUGUGGGAGGAAAGGGAAUUUCUCCAGCCAGGCCCCUACCUGGGAUCACCACCAGUCCCAAGGAGCUGGAGACUCCUGAAUUCAAGAAAAUGCCUGCUGCCUACAAGAGCAGCACACCAUCUGGAGGGAAGACACUGUGGAGUAAGUAUUGCCGCAAAACAACCAAAGCAGACACACGUUCAGUGAGCCGGAAUGGUCAGAACAACAGCAACUUCCCUGCUCAGAGCCCUCCAGUGACUUCAACCCACAGUGUCCCAAGUACCUCCACCCGGGGCUGCAUCUGCUUCCCCAGAGCCAGUGUCCUUCGUAGAAUGUUCCACCGCCAGCCCCGGGAAUCCGAAACUGCAACACACGAAGGUCCUCUUGCCUCACCCAGCUGCUUCCAUCCAGCUGAAGCAUUGCCCCAGACUCAAAGAAGAGGCACCACUGGUGUUUUUACUAAGUUAACAUCUAAAUUCACAAGAAGGCCUCCAACUGAGUCUGAGAAGACCCUGAGAUAUAAGGGUUCAAGUCAACAUGUCUCUGCUGAGCAGAGAAAGGAGAACCAACAAGCAAAACCUCGCUCCCUGCACUUCACCUGGGGCAUGAAAAUCACUAGUGCCAUGGAUCCUAGUGACAUCAUGAGGGAAAUCCGCAAGGUGCUAGAUGCCAACAACUGCCAAUAUAUGCACAAGACGCCCUUUCUGCUCCUUUGCAUCUAUGGAGAUGGGUACACCGAGAAAGUGGUGCAGUGGGAGAUGGAGGUAUGUAAACUUCCCAGACUGUCUUUAAACGGGGUCCGCUUUAAGCCCAUAUCAGAGAAAUCCAAGGCAUUCAAAAAUAUUGCUUCCAAAAUUGCCAGUGAGCUCAAACUGGAACCCAGUCAUUAGGAUGUAAAUUCAGCAGCAACUUGAAGUGUUUUCCUCAACACUGAUGGACAUAUAGAAUAACAUUUAGGCAAUUGUUGGGAGCAAUGACUAAAUUAGGGUUCUUUAAUUGUCCCGGGAGGUGAUGCCCCUCGUGGGAAUUCUUGAUGCAAGGCGCUGGUCAAGACUGCCCAGUUUCUUGGGUGAAGACCUGUUCCACCUGUCCCACCCAGGGAGCUAUUCAGUUCUUGAACUUGUGGUUCAGGUGGCAGGGCUCAGCGGUGGAACGUUAUGGGCACAAGCUGCUACUCAUAAUUGGACUGGUCAUACAUAUGACCUUGGUUUUGAUGGCUUUGCCCAAAUUUUCUCACAAAAAAAACCUUUUAAGUAUGAAACUUAUGUAACAAAUGUGUUGAGCUGGCUCCUGACCGUUGCACUCUACCAGAGUGUAAUCGACACCCAGUUCCAGCUUUUUCACCCCUUGGAUUUCUGACUUUUCUCAUCCCCCAUGGCCCCUCAUCUGGUUUCCUCAAUCAACCACCCUGCAGGUGGCAGCAGAUGGGACCCAAACAGGCUAUUACACUAUGGAGUGCAAUGACCACAAGCCUUCUCAGUGUGAUCAAUGAAAGGGGUUUUGGGAGAAAGUUUGUGCAAAGCAAGCAAAACAGGGUCAUAAGUAGGGGCAACCCGAUUAUGAUGACCAGCUUGCUUUGAUAAACUUCUAACUCCUACACCUGGCAUCCAAACCUCAUGGUCAAGAAGUGAAGAACUCCAUGAGUGUCACAGAACCUCUGUUUGAACAGAUAAGUUCCCAUAGCAACUGGGAAGUCUCAAGGGGCGCUUUCCCACUGAGAGUUCCCAAGACAGCUUUUGGCUUUAUCACAGAACAUUUCAAAAACACUAAUUCGCUGCUUCAGCGAGGCAUUGUCAUUUCCAUCUUCCAUCUUCUACUUCAUGACCUGAAAAUCUGAGGUGAAGAACACCACACCUGGGAGUGGAAGCUGGCCUUUACUAUGAAUGCCCUAAAGUCAUGAGACACCAAAAAAGAAAAAGAGAGAGAAAGUUGCAUUUGAGACAUGCCAAUUCCUCACAGUACAGUGCUCCAUCAAUGGCUUUCAUUUCAGAGGUACUCCAUCUCUCCUUACAUGCUCUCCAUUGGAUGAUCCCAAGACAGCCAUUGCCUCUGUCACAGACCUGUAAAGAACUCUAAUGCAGUUGCUGCUUCAGACAGUCAUUGUCAUUUCCAUCUUCCAUCUUCUACAUCAUGACAGUAAAAUCUGAGGAAAAGAACACCAUGACUGGGAGUGGAAACUGCAGUUUACUAUGAAUGCCCUAAAAUCAAGGGACACCAGAAAAGUAAGAAAGAAAGAGCCAUUUAAGACCUGCAAAUUCCUAACACUACAGUAAUGCAUUAAAGGCGUCCAUUUCAGUGGUAAUCCAUUUCUCCUAACAUAUUCUCCAUUGAAUGUUUCCAAGACAGACCUCGCCUCUGUCAGAUCAUUCAAGAACCCUAAUCCAGUAGCUGCCUCAUACUAGCAUUGUUGUUUCCAUCGUCCAUGUUCUACAU